Messenger RNA from Cutaneotrichosporon cavernicola, 1455 nucleotides. RefSeq lists its product as uncharacterized. The record is from RefSeq and is a predicted model, not a curated record. The transcript has a single exon. Bases 1 to 1455 code for a protein of 484 amino acids. NCBI's taxonomy places the organism in Eukaryota, Fungi, Basidiomycota, Tremellomycetes, Trichosporonales, Trichosporonaceae.
AUGUCCGACCCGCCCCUCAACCUCGCCGGCGUGCCGCACGUCGACGACAGUCUUAUCGAUCCCCAGCUCGCCGCCGAGGCCUUCUUCGAUGCCAAGUUCGAUCCCGACUUUGCAGCGGCCGCUGUCGCCGCGGCACAGCCACAAUAUGCGGGUGGCGACUUCCAGAUGGGCGUAGGCGUAGGAGUAGGCGUCGACGUCAACGGCAACGUGGGAGUCGGUGUGCCGAUGCAGAUCGGCGUAGACAUGUCCCAGUCUGUCCUCGAUGCCGGUCUCGAUAACGGCCUUGAUAACCAGGUCCUGUCACCCAACUCGUCCCAAGACGAUGGCAUACACGUGCACGUGCCAGUGACAUCGUCACAUAUGGCCCCGUUCAGCCGGCCUCAGCGAGACGAUACCACCCCUCAUCCCGAGUUGUUGAGUUUUACGAACCGCGCCGAAUUCGAUGUCUGGUUUGAAGGUGAGAGUAGCUGGUGUCAUUUCGUACAGCGCCGUACGACUACGCCUGAGAAACGCGCCGAGGAGCGACUACGUGCCCGUAUCAAGGCACAUGAACGCAUGCUUGCCUCCAUGGCCCCCGAAGAGGCUGCGAGUGCGCCGCCGCUCAAACGGCGCAGGCGUAACCGCACCUCAAACAUCAAGGAAAAGGUCACGUACACAUGCCACCAUGCGGGCCGCUACGAGGCCAAGCAUAGCACGACACUGCCGCGCGAGAAGCUGCGCCUCAACACCAAGAAGAGUGUCAAGUGCGAUUGUCCGGCCCGUAUCGUUCUCACCGAACUGGACGAGGGAGAGUGCAAGGUCUCGUAUUUCUGGAGGCAUGAGGGACAUGACGCGUACGCCGACGACGAGCUCGAGUCGGGCCGCCUCCCCAAGGUCAUUGACGAGUGGCUGGUCGCCCAAAUCCAUGCCGGCAAGGACACGGACGAGAUUCGCCGCGCUCUCAUGAUGCCUGAAGACGAGAAGGCAGCCUACCUCCGCCAGAUAGCUGAGGAUCCGUCGUCUGUCGAUCCUGAGAAGCCGCCUCCACUGGCCUUGACGCUGCGCAUCAAGUACCCAGACAUCUAUAACCGGUACCGCAAGCUCAAGGGCCCAAUCAAAGACUUCAAGCCGCCCAAGCAUCCGCGCACGCGCAGGCGUACAGAGGAGAAGAUUGAGCCCAUACAUGUCGUCGAUAUCCCCACAAAUGGCAUGGUCGACACGGUCGACCCCGGGCCAAGUUACCAGCUCAGCGCGGAUAACAUGGUUGACGGGUUUGCGGCGCUUCGCGAGGCGAUCGACGGCAACAUGUCCGAUCCGUUUGGGGGUCACGAGCACCUCGAGCGCGCACUUCUUGCGCUCCCGCGCGGCGUCGACCAGGGCGACGACACGGACCUCAACGAGGCCAUGCUGCGUAUGGCCGAGGCGCAAAACGACGAGAAGAACCGCGAGGUGUGGGCGGGUGUUGGGCUCGAGUGA